This is a messenger RNA of Cyprinodon variegatus (sheepshead minnow), 2076 nucleotides long. RefSeq names its product solute carrier family 5 (sodium/monocarboxylate cotransporter), member 8 (gene slc5a8). Gene Ontology annotation, biological process: sodium ion transport; propanoate transmembrane transport. The transcript is spliced from 17 exons. The record is from RefSeq and is a predicted model, not a curated record. Gene Ontology annotation, cellular component: membrane. Gene Ontology annotation, molecular function: organic acid:sodium symporter activity. NCBI's taxonomy places the organism in Eukaryota, Metazoa, Chordata, Actinopteri, Cyprinodontiformes, Cyprinodontidae. Bases 132 to 1967 code for a protein of 611 amino acids.
GCAGGUGAUGUGCCAGGACUUCCAUUUAUUCACAGAAGGCUGCCUGUUUCUAACAAUUAAACACAUGGGAGAGUCUAGGUUGCUUUCCAGACAGAAUAUUUAAAAAAGAGAAAAGGCUUCUUCAACCAGAAAUGUCAGGAAACUCCGUGGUCGGUUCCUUUGCUGUAGCAGAUUAUGUGGUUUUUGCUCUCAUGCUGCUGGUUUCUGCUGCUGUUGGGGUCUACUACGCCUGGACCGACAGGAGCCAGAGAAGCUCGGGGGACUUCCUGACAGGGGGUCGCAGGCUGACCGCCCUGCCUGUCGCUAUGUCCCUGACUGCCAGCUUCAUGUCAGCCAUCACUGUCUUGGCAAACCCAGCUGAGGUUUAUCGCUACGGGGCCAGCAUCGGAUUUUAUGCUGUCUCUUAUGUAUUCACAAUGCUGAUCACCUCUGAAGUCUUUCUCCCAGUUUUCUACAAGCUGGGCAUCACAAGCACCUAUGAGUAUCUGGAGCUGCGUUUCAGCAGAGCGACGCGUCUGCUAGGAACCAUGCUCUUCAUUGUUCAGACAAUCCUCUAUACUGGGAUUGUCAUCUAUGCGCCGGCUCUUGCUUUAAACCAAGUGACUGGUAUGGAUCUGUGGGGUGCUGUCAUUUCAACUGGAGUGGUCUGUACAUUUUACUGUACGAUGGGGGGUCUAAAAGCAGUUGUGUGGACUGAUGUCAUUCAGCUCGGUGUGAUGCUUGCAGGCUUCCUCGCCGUCAUCAUCCGCUGUGUAGUCAUACAAGGUGGAGUCCUCCCCAUCAUCUCUGACUCACAGCAUGGAGGAAGACUGAAUCUCACAGACUUCGAUCCAAACCCACUAAGGAGACACACAUUUUGGACUCUUUCUAUCGGAGGGACAUUCAUUUGGCUCAGUGUCUAUGGAAUCAACCAAGCCCAGGUUCAAAGAUACAUCUCCUGCAAGACCAUGACUCAUGCCAGACUCUCCUUGUACAUCAACUUGUUGGGUCUUUGGUCCAUUUCGCUGAGCUCAGUGUUUGCAGGAUUGUGUCUUUUCUCAGUCUAUAAAAGUUGUGACCCCUGGACCACUGGACUUAUUUCGGCUCCUGACCAGCUGAUGCCGUAUUUGGUGAUGGACAUCUUAGGAGACUAUCCUGGCCUUCCAGGACUGUUUGUUGCAGCGGCUUAUAGUGGAUCUCUGAGCACAGUGUCUUCUAGCGUCAAUGCCCUUGCAGCAGUAACAGUGGAGGACAUUGUCAGACCGUGCGGCAACUUUUCGGAAAAGCAGUUAUCUUGGAUCUCAAAAGGAAUGAGUCUUUUUUAUGGGGUUUUAUGCAUUGGGAUGGCUGGGUUGGCCUCACUUAUGGGAGGAAUCUUGCAGGCAACCAUCAGUAUUUUUGGGAUAAUUGGAGGUCCUUUACUUGGCUUGUUCACACUAGGAAUCCUAUGUCCAUUUGCCAACUCUAAAGGAGCUUUAUCAGGCCUUGUCUCAGGGCUGGCGUUGUCUCUGUGGAUUGGCAUUGGUGCUCAGAUAUAUCCUCCAGCACCUGAAAUGAGCCGACCUCUACCAUUGUCCACCGAUGGCUGCAACUUCACCGUUGCUCCUGGCUUAAAUUGGACUUCCAGUACUCUGCCUUUCCAGAACGCCACAGCAGUGGUUUCAGUCCACAACAGUGUCAAGCCUUUGCUAGCUGACCUCUACUCUCUGUCCUACCUUUACUUCAGUCCACUGGGAACUAUAGUAGCUAUUGGUGUAGGACUGGUGGUCAGCAUCUUGACAGGAGGAAGAAAGCUCAAAGUGGAGCCAAGGCUAAUAUUAAAAAAGGAAGACACAACCUUUUAUUAUUUUAUUAAGAUGUUUAAAGGCAGAAUCAAGAGUCGAAGUGGACAUCUGGACCUGAAGAAGGACCGAGAGAUGACAUUUGGCAAUUCUAAUCCUGCUUUCAGCGAUUUUGAGAUGGACCUCACAAGAAACAGUGCUUCUUGAUAAAAUAAUUUUUCUCUGGUCUUUUACAAAGGAAUACCAAUAAGUACAAGAAACAAAGAUGUGGAUUGUUUAUUUGCAGGAAUAAAAAAGAUUAACUGUAAUUUAAUGU